UACACCAGGAAAGUACCGUUUGUAGCGUAUGAGGGUGUGCGUGAAAGAUAUGGCGUGCAUCCUUGCGACAAAAGACGGACGGUCGAGGUAUUGCAGCCUGAGUUUCCGCAUGUAGAUUUCACCCACAUAGAUGUAGGCGAGGACUCUCUUUGGACACCCACACGCGAAACCGAAGAGAAUGUUAAACUGAGGGUUUUGGCUUUCUUGAAAUUCCUCGGCACUCGAGCAGAAACGUCUAUCGCAGUCGUCUCGCAUAACGAUUUUCUAUCGACUUUCUUCAACGUAAUUGAAGGCCCUGAUAGCCUACGUGGCAGAUUCUAUAAUUGUGAACGAAGGACGGUGGUACUAACCACCAGGUGGCAGUAG
Messenger RNA from Sphaeroforma arctica JP610, 366 nucleotides. RefSeq lists its product as hypothetical. Gene Ontology annotation, molecular function: phosphatase activity. NCBI's taxonomy places the organism in Eukaryota, Ichthyosporea, Ichthyophonida. The record is from RefSeq and is a predicted model, not a curated record. Gene Ontology annotation, cellular component: cytoplasm. The transcript has 3 exons. The annotation marks the transcript as partial.